Syngnathus acus (greater pipefish) is the source of this 1485-nucleotide messenger RNA. RefSeq names its product centrosomal protein 44 (gene cep44). The transcript has 11 exons. Gene Ontology annotation, cellular component: spindle pole; centrosome. Lineage: Eukaryota; Metazoa; Chordata; Actinopteri; Syngnathiformes; Syngnathidae. Bases 114 to 1112 code for a protein of 332 amino acids. The record is from RefSeq and is a predicted model, not a curated record.
AUGGAUUUUGGUCUGUUGGUAACCCCGGUCGAAACAAAAGUUCAAAUUCCGCGUUGUCAUUCAGACACGGUGAAAAGAGUCGGUUAACCUAAAAUAAAGCUGCUAAGGCGAGAAUGCUGCCCACUGGGGAUGUGCAAGGCUGUCUUCGUAAAUUGGAAACUCUCUUACGAAUCGUAAAGUACCCUGGACAUGUCGACUACAAUGGGCUUUCCAAAGGAGACCCCUCAGCCUUUCUGCCAAUAUUGAGCUUCUGUCUCACCACAUUCUCUCCACCUUUUGCUGAACAACUAAUGGCAGCUGGACUGGAGAUGGCAAGCAAAAGUGACCUGAGAUUCACUGACACACUCUAUAAGGUUCUGCGAGAUAUCUUUCACUAUAAGCCAGUAGUUUCCAAGCAGCAGUUCCUUCAGAAGGGCUUUGUGCAAAGAAAAAUUUCUACCCUUUGUGACAUCAUUGAUUUGGUCCUGAAGAGACACAGGGAUCUUAAUAAGCCCAGACUCAGAAAUCCUGUCACACACAAGGACACAAGAGGAGCAGACCAUGCAAAAUUGAAUAUGCCAGAUACUGUUUGUGAAUCAUAUGCAAAAGAUGACACAUUGGCAUGUCAGAGUGCAGUGCAGGCCUUGCAUGAUGAAGCAUACUCAUUCAAUUUGUCUGAAAAUGAGAACAUAGGCCUGACAGAAAAGAAGCAAUUGGAGGAUGACAUUCAACAUUCUUCUGAUAUAGAGCGAAAGAUUUCUGUCAUGGAAGGUCAAGUUGAGAGUCUUCUUUGUAGUCUUCAAAGGCUUAGUACCUUGGAAGCCCGUCUGGAGGAGCUAGCGAGCAGGACUAACACAGAAAAGAAGGAAGGAGAAUUGAUCACAAUAUCAAGAGAGAGCUGGGAAAAUCUAAAUGGUCGAAUCCUACUACUGGAAACCAAAUUUGAACUUGGGCACACUAAGUCAAGUGCUCCUCCACCAUCCGAGUUAUCUGCCCCAUUCUACUCUUUCGCCUCCAGUUCUGAUGCUUCCAAGAGUGAUAUAAAAGACAGACUGGAGAGGAUCGCCAACAUGUUGAAGAGUACCUCAACUCUAAUGAAGAGUACAGACUCACCCACAACACCUUACAACUAGAUUGAUUAUUUACUUAAGUCAAAGUAACUUUAUUCACAGGAGGCCCACACUUCAUCAGUCGAGUUUCUGUUUGUGCUUGGCCUUUGGUGAUAGGGGAGGCAUAUUUAUCUCUUUUUGAUGGGAACAAAACUGAAAACUAAGUUUGGGUUAUUUCUGUUUAGCAGAAUUCAAUAAUUCUAUAAUCUGUAAUAAAUAUGCAGCACGGUAGAUGACUGCUUAGCACAUCUGCUUUAAUUCAGAGGUUAUGGGUUUGUAUUUGUUUUACUCUGUCAUAGUUAUCACUAUCUGGAAAUGAACUGAUUGUAAAUUGUUUACAAUAAUUUGUCUUUUGUAUAUAUUUGUUUGAUUUAGUAAAAGUUUUUGGGCCGUUUUA